This is a messenger RNA of Exserohilum turcica Et28A, 1393 nucleotides long. RefSeq lists its product as uncharacterized. NCBI's taxonomy places the organism in Eukaryota, Fungi, Ascomycota, Dothideomycetes, Pleosporales, Pleosporaceae. The transcript has a single exon. The record is from RefSeq and is a predicted model, not a curated record. Bases 62 to 1393 code for a protein of 443 amino acids. Gene Ontology annotation, molecular function: hydrolase activity.
ACUGCUACCCUGCUGCUACCCUGCACCCACGCCCACACCUACUGGCAGAGACACGGCCGCCAUGUCGGAAAAACGCCUUGUUGAUGCAGGGCCCGGUACCCGAGCUCGAGAGCGCGUGGCUCCGCGAAUCAUCAUUCACGGUGGCGCAGGCAACAUCACUCGUACGUCUGUGCCGCGCGAUCGCUAUGACGAAUAUCGAGCCUCGCUUCUCCGCAUUGUCGAUCAAGCGGCCAGCCAGCUCGCCGAGUCAGGGGCAACCGCCCUCGACGUUGCGACGUACGCCGUGAGUCUAUUGGAAGACGAUCCCUUGUACAACUCUGCCAAGGGCGCCGUGUUUACCCGAGACGGCAGCAACGAGCUCGAAUGCAGCAUCAUGGUUUCAGACGGCUACAGGAAACGUGGCGUGGGCUGCAUGCUGCUGAGACAUGUCAAGAACCCCAUCAAACUCGCCCGCGAGCUGCUCGUCAGGGGCGAGCCCGUCGAUGGCGGCCGCGCGGGUGACCAUUGCCAGUACAGCGGCCAGUUUGUAGAGCGCCUUGCCCAAGAGUGGGGCCUCGACAUGGUCCAUCAGAGCUACUUCUUCACGCAAAAGAGGUGGGAUGAGCACCAGCGGGGCCUUGCCGAGCAAAAGCAACUAGACGUUGGAGGCGCACACUCACAAUCAGACACGACGAGCGAAUGGGAGAAACAGAAUUAUAUCCCGCUUGGUACCUGUGGCGCUGUCGUUGUCGACAGCUUUGGCACCGUGUGCACUGCUACAUCUACUGGAGGUCUGACAAACAAGGUAUCUGGGCGCAUUGGCGAUACUCCUACUAUUGGGGCCGGCUUCUGGGCAGAAGAGUGGCAUGCGGAGAGGGCCGCACCCGCGCAGAUGCACUACCACCCUAUCGUUUCGGCUGUGGCGCCAAUAGACAGGCUAUCCAGGGGCGACGUGUACGGCGCGCUUGGUGGCUGUCUGCCCAUGCUCAACUCUGUUGCCUCCCAGUCGACCCCACCUCCACAAAACCAGCCACACAAAGAACCUUUGCAAGUCCGCCACGCCGUAGGCCUCUCUGGAACUGGCAAUGGCGACUCCUUCCUUCGCACAUGUGCCGCUCGGACGACAGCAGCCAAGUCUCGAUUUACCUCAUGCUCUCUACGUCAUGCCACUGAAUGGAUGGCUGGACGUAAUGGUGAGCUCCAAAGAAGCGCCGGCGAUCGAUGGGACCGAGUCCAUGAGGGUGUGGGAGGAAUUAUAGGCAUCCAAGUCGUUGGCGACAAGGUCGACGUUGUACAGGAUUAUAAUGGCGGCGGCAUGUUCCGGGCAUGGACCGACGAGGACGGGAGUCGAAAGUGCCUGAUCUUCAGAGAAGAUAGUUGGGAAAGCGGGCCGCUCGACUGGCGACACCUUUGA